ACCAUUAUUAUAAACGGACAGGCACCGAGACGUUGAGUAUUAGGUGUACACGUGUUUCUUUUUUUCCUAAAACCUUUAAUUAUAUAAAAUAAUUCAAAAAAUAAAUAUAAAAGUUAUAUUAACUACAACAUUUACCUACAAUCCAGAGGGAUAUGAGGGAUAGUCUCACUCUGUGAGUGAUCAGGAGUGCGACAGUGACUAGGAUGGCCGCUUUCAUUGAGCAGAAAGGCAGUCACUGGGAUCUAACUAAAAGCCAAUUUUCAGAUGACGAGCUCAGCGAUCUGCCGUUCAUGAGCUCUCCUGUACCCAUCCUGGCUCUGCUUCUUGCGUACCUCCUGUUUGUUCUUGUCAUUGGACCUAAACUUAUGGAGAAGAGAAGGGCGUUUGAGCUGAACAGUGUUUUAAUUAUCUACAAUGUGUUUCAAGUUAUUGUAGCGGCGUAUUUGGUUUAUAGGUAUUUGUCAACUUUGUUCGAGAAAGGAUUUGUGCAUUCAAAAUGUUACAUGACGGAUAAAACCAUGCGUAGAGAGAUCAUCAUCGACAUAUGGCUGUAUUUAGCCACAAAGGUCACAGAGCUCAUGGACACAGUGUUUUUUGUUCUACGGAAAAAGAACAAACAAAUCACGUUCCUACACUUGUAUCAUCACUCAGCAAUGGUUUUCACAACUUGGGCGUUUCUGAAAUACGCGCCUUCUGACAACGUCAUCUAUAUCGGCUUCUCCAAUUCUCUGGUGCAUGUGUUCAUGUAUACUUACUAUGCGCUUUCAGCCGUUGGGCCUGAGGCUGUCAAGUAUUUGUUCUGGAAGAAAUAUAUGACCAGCCUUCAAAUGAUCCAAUUUGUGUCCAUGUUUGUGCACUACCUGAUCUCCCUGAUGUACUCCGAGUGUCCCCCAUCAAAGGGAGUCGCCGUGUUCUUCGUUCUGCACAUUCUGUUCUUCCUGUACCUCUUCGCUAACUUCUACAGCCAAAGUUACAAUAAGAACAAAAAAGUCAGUUUCAACAUCUGCAUGGUAGAUCAGAAAUGUAAAUAUGGGCACAUGGCCACUGCAUUUGGAAUCAAGAACCCAUCUUGGGAUCUAACUAAAAGCCGACAUGAAGAGACCGAUGUAUACCCAUUAAUGGGCUCACCAGGACCAGUGAUGAUGAUCAUAGCCCUAUAUUUGCUGUUUGUGUUAAAAGUGGGACCAUCAUUUAUGAGGAAACGAGAAGCAUUCAGAUUGAAAUAUACGUUGAUUAUAUACAACGCAGUCCAAGUGGCAAUCUCAGUAUACCUUGCGCAAAAAUACCUCCGAGCACUAAUGCAAUACGGUCUAUUCCCUGAAACUUGCCUGUUAGAUAGAGAGGACACCCGGCAUAUGUUGAUAGAAGGAAUCUGGCUGUACUUCGCCGCAAAAGUGACAGAACUCCUGGACACAGUGUUCUUUGUGCUUCGGAAGAAAGACAACCAAGUGUCGUUCUUGCACCUUUACCACCACUCCAUCAUGAUGACGGGAACUUGGGCGUUCCUCAAGUACGCUCCUUCCGACAAUGUCAUUUUUAUCGGAUUCUUCAACUCUCUCGUCCACGUCUUCAUGUAUACCUACUACGGGCUGGCCGCGCUAGGACCACACGUGGCCAAAUAUUUGACGUGGAAGAAAUACAUGACAUCAUUCCAAUUGCUUCAGUUUGUCUCCGUGUUCUUCCAAUACCUGGCGUCACUGAAGUUCUCGGAAUGUCCGCCGUCAAAGGGAGUCGCCAUCUUCUUCACGUUCCAAAUCAUAUUCUUCCUGGUUCUGUUCAGUAAUUUCUACAAGCAAAGUUACACUCAGAAACAAUCUAAAUUGGCAAACGGUGGGUCAAAACUGUUGUCCAAUGGUAAAACAAAAGAAGAGAAGGCAUUAUAAAUGUAGGUAGACGCUGAUGUAAAUAUAGGUAGGUAAAUAUUUAGGUACACAAUUCGGGAAGAUUAUGUGGAUAGAUACUUAAUAAAACCUAUUUCACGAUGCCAAUAGGAUAAAAUAAAUUCAUUCUGUCAUUAUCUAAAACUUAAUUUAUAGAUCAUGGACAGCAUGAAUUUUAUCUCACUGAUAACUUUUAUCCACAAAAUGAAAUUGUGAGACGGCCGUUAUUUAUGAUUUGUUAAAUCAAAAUAAUUUGAGUGAUUUUUGAGAUUGAAGUGAGAGAGAAAUAAUUGAGUUCAUAUAUCAUAAUGAAUUUUAUGGUCAAAAUAAUAGGUAAGCUUACUACGUUUUAUAGUAACAGUUAUCUUUACAAAAUAGCAUAACCUGAGUUUAAGCUUUCUGGUAUUAUAGUGUGUCUAUUGUUCAAUGAAUGUAGAUUCUAGUUCUAUCAAAUACAACACAAGUCAUAUAUUUUUGUAGGUAAGUAAUACAACCUUUGAAAUAUUCUAGAAUGUAUUUAAAUUAUUUUAGAUUUUAUGUAAAGGGAUCCUUACAUUUUUUAUCAAGACUUUAAUGCAGGUAAGUUAAAAUAUUGUGUAUUUUUCUAAUAGAAAAGACAACCCCCAUACAAAUAUUUACAGUUCUGUCCAGCUGUUUAUGUCUCAUGUAAUAAGAUGUAUAUUUGAUCUUUCCAUUAAUUACGAAGAACAACCAAAUUAUGGAUACCUAGUUAUAAUGCUGUAUAUGUGUUGGUAAAUUUAAGUAUGUACGUUUUUCUCCCGUAGAAGUAGAUCAUGAUGGUUAAAUGGCUGAAAGUUUGUACAAAUUCUAUUAUGGUUUAAGUUUUUUUUUAUAACUUGCAAUAUAAUAUUAUUUGAUAAAUAUUA
This is a messenger RNA of Plutella xylostella (diamondback moth), 2767 nucleotides long. The record is from RefSeq and is a predicted model, not a curated record. Lineage: Eukaryota; Metazoa; Arthropoda; Insecta; Lepidoptera; Plutellidae.